Molecule: messenger RNA, 324 nt
Organism: Paramuricea clavata
Lineage: Eukaryota; Metazoa; Cnidaria; Anthozoa; Malacalcyonacea; Plexauridae
Source: the annotation of a GenBank genome assembly
AUGGAUAAACCAAAAUUAUCAUGGGCUGGCGAUCUUGUAUCGUUAAAAGACUUCGUGAGCGACUAUUUGAGUUUGAAAGGGGAGUGGCGCUCGCCAGGCGGCGAAAAGAAAACUUUUACUGAUGGGUCAGUGUCGAUUGCGUGGUGGAAAAAUAUGAAAUUUCUAUUCUUAAAUGGUCUGGACAAUAACGUUCUGUCUAAACUAAAGUCUACUGUAUGCCAGAAUAAAGACGGUUGUAAUUCGGAAGUUGCAAGUUCAACAAUAAACAGCGAGACAGCGUUUGAAAGCGGUCCGAUUAAAAAUGUCGCUGCCAAGACCUGUUGA